CUCGAGAACGGGCGCGUCGUUCGCGACGUCGUGCUCGGGUACACCGCGUACGGCGAGCUGAACGCGUCGGGGGACAACGCGAUCGUCGUGGGGCACUCGCUGACGUCCAACAGCAACGUCACGGAGUGGUGGGGCGCGAUGUGCGGGCCGGGGGAGCAGUUCGCGCUGAACACGCUGGAGGACUUCGUGAUUUGCGUCAACUACCUCGGGUCGCCGUACGGCAGCAGCGCGCCGACGACGGCGGACCCGGACAAGGCGGACGGAGGAUGCUACGGCGCGGACUUUCCAACCCCGGUGUCCAUUCGCGACAACGUUCGGCUGCAAAAGAUGCUCCUGGACUCGCUCGGGGUGAAGCACCUGAAGAUGGCGAUCGGCGGGAGCAUGGGGAGCAUGCUCGCGUUGGAGUGGGCGGCGACGUUCCCGGACUUCGUCGAGGAGCUCUGCCUCAUCGCCGGAUGCGGGCGGCACACGGACUGGGCCAUCGGCAUCGGCGAGGCGCAGCGAUUCAGCAUCAUGGCCGACGGCAAGUUCAAAGGCGGGUCCUACGACGUGAACGACCCCCCGAAAGCGGGCCUCGCGACGUCGCGCAUGAUGGCGAUGCUGUCCUACCGCGCCCCCGCGAGCGUGGACCAAAAGUUCGAACGCACGUCGCUGCCGUACUUCGCGGUGGAGUCUUACCUGCAGUACCAAGGGAAAAAGUUCAUCCGAAGGUUCGACGCGAACUGUUACAUUCAGCUCACGUACACGCUCGACUCGCACGACGUCGCGCGCGGCCGCGGGGAGUAUCGCGACGUGCUGCGAUCGCUGAGACACCGGGUCCUCGUCGUCGGGAUCACGUCCGACGUGUUGUAUCCGUUCGCGCUGCAGCGCGAGCUCGCGAGGGAGAUGCCGCACAGCGAGCUGUACGCGAUCGACUCUCCGCACGGGCACGACGCGUUCUUGAUCGAGAUCGCGUCGUUGAACGUCGCGGUGACGCGGUGGCGA
Micromonas pusilla CCMP1545 is the source of this 984-nucleotide messenger RNA. RefSeq lists its product as uncharacterized. Gene Ontology annotation, biological process: L-homoserine metabolic process. The transcript has 2 exons. The record is from RefSeq and is a predicted model, not a curated record. Lineage: Eukaryota; Viridiplantae; Chlorophyta; Mamiellophyceae; Mamiellales; Mamiellaceae. Gene Ontology annotation, molecular function: homoserine O-acetyltransferase activity. The annotation marks the transcript as partial.